AUGGGACACCAUCAGGGCCUGACUACCCUGGAGAAAAGCCUUGUCUUCCUCAUCGUGCUUCUGACUGGAGCCUGCAUUGGGCUGGUGGUGGUAUACGUCACUGAGAGCAAAGGAUGGUCAGACGUGAGUGAUGGAGGAGACACUGUGGCUGACUCUGGAUGUGGGAAUCCUCAGCAGUUCACAGCACCAUCAGGCGAGUUUACCAGCGGGAACUACCCUAGUAGCUAUGACAACGGAAAGACCUGCAGCUGGCACAUUAUUGUGGACACUGGAAAGGUAAUCCAAGUGUGGUUUGAAGACUUCUCUAUAGAAGAAACUAAGUUGUGUUCUGCAGAUUUCAUCACCGUAAUGGACAACCUAGGAAUAAUUGGGAAGUUUUGUGGGCAUUCCAAACCCAAACCAUUUGUUUCCUUGGGAAAUAGCUUAGUGGUGUAUUUUGACACCAAUGAUCGAGGGACAGACAAAGGGUUCAAAGCCCUUUACAAAGCUGUGGACCCAGGGAGCAUCUCAGAAAUAACAGGAGGUGGUGGGCUUGUAGAGGGGGACCAUGGAGAGAUUCUAACCCCAGGCUUUCCUGCUCAGAAUUAUGAGAAUGGAGUUCUCUACCAGUGGAGGAUCACAGUUACUGCAGGAGAACAGAUCCGGCUUACAUUCUCCGCCUUUGAGCUGGCGUCUGAGGGCUGUGGGGACUAUGUGGACGUUUAUGAUGGACAUACGGAUGGUUCAGCACACCUGGGUCAUUUCUGUAGUGAAAAGAUUCCCAGCCCAGUAGUGUCCAGUGGCAACACCAUGGUAAUACGAUUUAAAUCAGACUCCUCUCAGACUGGAAAAGGCUUCCGUGCCAGCUACAUGCUGGUGAGCACCACCACCCCUGCCACCACGACCCUAACCAGCACGACCACCGCCACACCCCCUGUUACCAUGGUACCGCCCAUAAUGACCACCACACCAGGACCAGUCGAUUCAGGCUGUGGAACAAAUGCGCAGCUGCAUGGCCGCAAAGGCACAGUCCAGUCCAAAGGAUUCCCACAGGCCUACCCAGCUGAUCUACAGUGUAUGUGGAACAUCUCGGUCCCAGAGGGCUUCCUGGUCAAACUGCAGGUCUCACACAUGGCUGUUGUGGGAGAAGCAGGGAAUUGUGGGAAUGAUGCACUUCUGGUUUCGGACAGUCUGCAGUCAUUGGGCACCCACUGUGGAUUCAUUCUUCCCCCAGUCAUUGUCAGCUCCAAUCACGAAAUGUCCUUGAGGUUUAAAUCUGAUGCACGACUGUCUGACAGUGGAUUCUCCGCAAAUUGGGAAGCUGUGUAUCCAGAGGACAUUAGAGAGAUCCAGGGCUGUGGUGGAGCCUCACAAGAGGAGGAUGGGGUUAUCAGGUCCAAAAACUGGCCCAUGUAUUACCCUGGCAACAGCCAAUGCCUGUGGAUUAUCCAGGUUCCACCUCGAAAAACAAUAACGCUGACCUUCACAGAUUUUGAGGUGGAGGAGCCUGGCAUUCUGCUUGGCAAAUGCUUUGAUAAUGUUGUCAUUUAUGACAGAGCUAAAAUGUACGGCCCAUUUUGUGGGUCCAAACUCCCACCUACAAUCCAAACAAAAGGAAACAAACUGCUGAUACGCUUCCAUGCUGAUUUCUUCACUGAAGCCAAAGGCUUCAGGGCUUACUGGACCACUGACAUGUCCCAGCCUGCUCCCACAGAGCCCCCACAGCUACCCAACCCCUGGGACAACAUCACCAUUGACUGGCCAACUGUCUGUGGAAAGCCUGCUAUACCCCCCCUGGUCAACAGUCGCAUUGUCAAUGGUGAACCUGCUAAAGCUCAUUCCUGGCCGUGGCAGGUGUCCAUGCAGGUGUGGCCUGCCAGCCAAACAGAGCCCACAUUCUUCCACACGUGUGGUGGAACUUUAAUCCACAAGAACUGGAUUUUAACAGCAGCGCAUUGCUUCAUUAAUUAUGCAGAUGAACUCCAGCGCUGGCGCAUGUGUCUGGGGAAACACAACCUAACCUUUGAGGAGCCCAGUGAGAAGUGCUUCUCUGUGCUGGGCAUCUACAGACAUGAGGGCUUCAGGUACCCGCAGGUGCCCACUGUCGAGUUUGACAUUGCCCUUGUCAGACUUGAUGGGGAAGUGAUGCCCAGUGCUGAGAUCUCCUACGUGUGCAUGCCCUCUGUUGAAGAGCAACUGCCUGGAGGCAAGAUGUGCUAUGCUACUGGCUGGGGGGACGAGACAGGUAACUCUACAAAUCCAAAAGUGGCAGAGACCCUCAACCAAGUUGCCCUACCUGUCGUCCCAUUUGAUACCUGCAAGAGGAUGGAUUACUGGUGGUUCCAAGUGAAGCCAUCCAUGAUCUGCUGUGGGUUCACCAAGCCUGAUGAGCUUAAGUCUGUGUGCCAGGGGGAUUCGGGAGGUCCUCUGGUGUGCCAGGACAGCCCUGCUCAUCCCUGGGAGGUGCAUGGCAUCACCAGCUUCGGGCCCAUCGGCUGCAUCAUGGACAAGAAGCCCAGUGUUUUCACACGUGCCUCAGCCUACAUGCCCUGGAUAGACCAAGUCAUUCGCAAGAACAUCUACGACAUGCAUAUCUCUGGCUGUGGUGGGCCGAAGGAUAUGACGGGCCUGGGGGGCAGUCUUUCUUCCAUGGACCAUCCGCUGAGCUACAGCAACAACGCCCUCUGCCAGUGGAACAUUAAAGCCCCUGCAGGCAAACUGGUCCAUCUGCACUUCCAGGAGUUCUCUCUGGAAGACAGUCAGCUGUGUCUGAAUGACAAGCUCACUCUGUCUGAUCAGUUAGGCACCUUAGGGACUCACUGUGGGAGUGGUGUUCCGGCUGACCUGGUGAGUGCAGGUGAGACUCUGACCAUCAGCUUCCUCUCCAACAGCAGGGUGGUGGACACUGGCUUUAGUGCAUCCUGGAGGGCUGUGGACCCUGCCGAUAUCCCCAGUGUGGCACAGUGUGGGGGUAAUUUGUACACUGAGCAGGGGGAGAUAGUGUCCCCUGGCUGGCCCAGUGCUGACUACCCCGCGCUGAAAGUCUGCACCUGGCGCAUGACAGUGGAGACUGGGAGGAAGAUCCAGAUGAACUUCACUGACUUCCACAUACAGCCUGCGAACUUGCUGGGCUCAUGCAUGGACCAUGUGACCAUCUACGACGGAGAGAGCAAGGAUGGCAUGGCUUUUGGUCCCUUCUGUGGACAUACCGCUCCGCCGCCCAUAACCACCUCAGCAAACGUGGCCAUCAUCCGAUUCCUCAGCGAUGCUGCGAGACAAGAGAAAGGCUUCCACGUCCUCUGGACCACUGAACCUCUUACCACCCCAUCUCCUGGGACACUUUUACCCAAUGUCAAGCCGCACAAGAAAAUGGACCAUCCCUACGUCCUGCAUUUCUUUGACCUGGCUGCCACAAACAGCUGGAUCGAGUACAGGUCAGACCACCAGGUCUCUGGGCGAUCAGAGAAGGAGAGGCUGCAGUAUUUUGACUUCAAGCUGCUGCUGGCUGAAGAAAUGAUUGCACAGGCACAGGGUGGUCGAGGUCAACAGGUUGACAAGGUAGCCAGUGAUGAUGAUGAGAUGAGCACAGAUGAUGAAGAGAUGGAAAUCACGGCCGGUUUAGUCCUGAACCUCCUGAUAUUACCUGGCUAG
This is a messenger RNA of Megalops cyprinoides (Indo-Pacific tarpon), 3630 nucleotides long. RefSeq lists its product as uncharacterized. The record is from RefSeq and is a predicted model, not a curated record. Gene Ontology annotation, biological process: proteolysis. The transcript is spliced from 22 exons. Gene Ontology annotation, molecular function: serine-type endopeptidase activity. The coding region runs from base 1 to 3630 and encodes 1209 amino acids. NCBI's taxonomy places the organism in Eukaryota, Metazoa, Chordata, Actinopteri, Elopiformes, Megalopidae.